UUUCCGUUCGAGGGCAUUGUGGGAAGCAGCCAUGGUCUGAGGCGGGCACCUCACCUGUCAGCCGCGCCCGGCUCCUGCGCUCGCCUCGCGCCCUCGUGACCACCGCGCUCGCCGCUCGCCGCUCGCUGCUCGGCGGGCGGGGACGGCGGAGGCCCGGCCACCAUGAUACAUUUCAUAUUGCUUUUCAGUAGACAGGGGAAAUUGCGGCUGCAGAAAUGGUACACGACUCUCCCUGACAAAGAGAGGAAAAAGAUCACCCGGGAAAUUGUUCAGAUUAUUCUCUCUCGUGGUCAGAGAACAAGCAGUUUUGUUGACUGGAAGGAGCUAAAACUUGUUUAUAAAAGGUAUGCUAGUUUGUAUUUUUGCUGUGCUGUAGAAAAUCAGGACAAUGAGCUCUUGACUCUCGAGAUCGUGCACCGUUACGUGGAGUUGCUGGACAAAUACUUUGGAAAUGUCUGUGAGCUGGAUAUUAUCUUUAAUUUUGAAAAGGCUUAUUUUAUCCUUGAUGAGUUUAUAAUGGGCGGAGAAAUUCAGGAAACGUCCAAAAAAUCUGCUGUCAAGGCCAUUGAAGAUUCUGACAUGUUACAGGAGACAAUGGAAGAAUAUAUGAACAAGCCUGCAUUUUAGCUGUGAAUCUACUUGAAGAGUCCAAGGGCUAUGCACUGGGUGCUUGUACCUGAGCAAUGCCUGGCGUCCAGUUAUUUGACAGAGCCCCCGGCAUCAUGCCAAAAAUAACCUAAAAGGGAUUCUUUGUUAACUAGCAAAAAAUUGUUUAACAUAAUAUAUUUAUCAUUAUUACAUACCUGUAUUAUACUGUAUAUACCUACUUACUGUAGUCUGGAUGUUCAAAUAACUGCUUUGUGACUCAGUUGACUGAAUGUUUUUUUGCAACAUUUGAACUCCAUGUGAUAUUUUUAAGCUAAUUUAAAUAAAUGUUUUGCAAUAUG
Mustela lutreola (European mink) is the source of this 947-nucleotide messenger RNA. RefSeq names its product adaptor related protein complex 1 subunit sigma 3 (gene AP1S3). Lineage: Eukaryota; Metazoa; Chordata; Mammalia; Carnivora; Mustelidae. The transcript is spliced from 5 exons. Gene Ontology annotation, biological process: intracellular protein transport; vesicle-mediated transport. Gene Ontology annotation, molecular function: clathrin-cargo adaptor activity. The record is from RefSeq and is a predicted model, not a curated record. Gene Ontology annotation, cellular component: intracellular membrane-bounded organelle; AP-1 adaptor complex; membrane coat. Bases 163 to 627 code for a protein of 154 amino acids.